AUGGAUGCACCAAAAGCAAAAAAGACCCAAGGUCGUAGAAAGCUUGAAUUGAAAAGAAUGGAAAAGGAAGCAUCCAGACAAGCAACCUUCAUGAAACGAAAAGAAGGUAUAUUCAAGAAAGCAUGCCAACUAAACACCUUAUGUGCUGCUGAGACAGCCGUUGUUCUUUUUGCUCCUUCAGGAGCACCCUUUUCUUUUGGUGAACCAUCGGUGGAAUCGGUGGUUGAUCGUUAUCUUGCAGGAGAGAGGAGUCUUCCCAAAGAUGCACUUAUUAAAGCAGAACCUGAUGCAAGAAACGCUGAUGUCGACACUCAAUAUAACACAUCUGUUAAGAGGCAAGAAGAUGCACAAGCGAGAGGCAGGGAACUAGCUGAGGCUAAGAAAGCCGACAUUGACCUGUUUGGGUGGGAUGUACCCGACAAGGAAAUGAAUCUGGAGCAACUGGAGCGUCUCAAGUUUAAAUUGGAAAAUCUUCAGAUCGUUGAUGAACCAGGCGACGGACUAUAUCUUAUAAGCAGUACUGCUGCAUCUUCUUCAGCCAAUCCACUGGUUUUAUCAAAGGGAGGCAGUUCCUCAAAUGUUUCAAAUCCCCCUCCAUCUAACGACCCUCGGGGAUAUCAGUUUGGCCAUGGACGCGUGGGUUAUUAG
Molecule: messenger RNA, 648 nt
Organism: Papaver somniferum (opium poppy)
Lineage: Eukaryota; Viridiplantae; Streptophyta; Magnoliopsida; Ranunculales; Papaveraceae
Product: agamous-like MADS-box protein AGL61
Exons: 1
Coding region: 1-648 (215 amino acids)
Biological process (GO): regulation of transcription by RNA polymerase II
Molecular function (GO): protein dimerization activity; RNA polymerase II cis-regulatory region sequence-specific DNA binding; DNA-binding transcription factor activity, RNA polymerase II-specific
Source: RefSeq, a predicted model, not a curated record